CACCGCACGCUGUUCGCGCAGCGCCUCGCAGUCCGGCCUCUGCAGAGCUUGCGCUGCACCUUCUGUGGUUGCAAUAGCUAGCUGGUGCACCGUUAAUUACCUCCCCGCCCACCGACGCCGCUAGAGUAUGUCUGCUGCUGUAGCUUCGCAGGCGCAUGGCCAGCAGCACUACCAGCAAUCCCCUCGAGCGCGACGACCCUCGACCGGCGCAUCGCCCAACACACCCAACACGCCCCGCGCACAGCCGCCGUCGACACAGCACAACUCCCCAGCCAUGAACUCCAGUGCUGUCCCAACCGCCGGCGGGCCCAUGCCUCCCCCGCGGACCUCCUCACACCGCUCCAGUAACGCCGCAGGGAGCUCAAGUCGGAGAGCAAAUGAGGGCAGCUCAAGUCGCCCGCAGCCUGGGCAUAGCCGCUCUGCCACGGCAGUCGGCCAGCCCCCUAUUGGCACCAACCUGCCCCGCGAGGAAAGCACAGUCAUCAACAGGAUAGGUGUUUCAGAUCCCCAAGAGGACAUCGCCCGUGAGCAGGCGCGGCAGGCUGAGAGGGCGCCCGUUACCGCAGGUGCCGACCUAACGCCCAUAACAGGCCUGGGUCUUGUUAGCAGUGAGGGUGUCGAUGAUGGCGGCCGAGGCGCUGGCGGCAAGAGCAGACAAGACCACUCGAAGAGCGAGGGCUCCACCAAGAGAACCAAGUUUGGUAACUACAUCCUGGGUCAGACACUCGGUGAGGGCGAGUUUGGCAAGGUCAAGAUGGGCUGGAAGCGUGACAGCAGCGUCGAGGUGGCUAUCAAGCUUAUAAGAAGAGAGACUUUGGGCAGCAACUCGAACCGGCUGGCGAAGAUCUACCGCGAGAUCCACAUCCUGCGCGGGCUCGACCACCCGAAUAUUGUUCGGCUGCACGAGAUGGUUGAGACUGAACGACACAUUGGCAUCAUCCUCGAGUAUGCAUCUGGCGGUGAGCUCUUCGACUACAUCCUCAACCAUCGCUAUCUGAAAGACGGCCCGGCGCGUAAACUGUUUGCCCAGCUUAUAUCCGGCGUGGGUUACCUGCACAAGAAGGGUAUCGUCCACAGAGACCUGAAGCUCGAGAACUUGCUUUUGGACCGCAACAAGAACAUCAUCAUCACCGAUUUCGGGUUUGCCAACACCUUUGACCCCAAGGAUGAGCUGAGCGAGGAGGUCGAAUACAGGCUGGGCGAUAAGGACUUUAUAAGGCAAAUGGGCCUUGACCAGCCUGACGCGCGCCGCGGCGAUCUCAUGCAGACUAGCUGUGGAAGUCCUUGUUAUGCUGCCCCCGAGCUUGUUGUCAGCGACUCUCUCUACACUGGAUGCAAGGUCGAUGUCUGGAGUUGUGGUGUCAUCUUGUACGCCAUGUUGGCUGGUUACCUGCCCUUCGACGACGACCCAGCGAACCCCGAGGGUGACAACAUCAACCUCCUGUACAAGUACAUCGUUUCCACCCCGCUCACUUUCCCCGAAUACGUCACACCGCACGCAAGAGACCUUCUCAAGCGGAUACUCGUCCCCGACCCAAGAAAGCGCGCCGAUCUGUUUGAGGUUGCGCGUCACAGCUGGUUGGCAGAUUACGCACAUGUCGUGGGCUUCAUCACCACCAGCAAUGCCGCCGAGACCCAGCAACAAGGCUCGGUCUAUGCUAAAGAUCCAUACGAGCAGCCGCCGCCUCUCGCCAGAAGUGCUUCCGUCCGGGAGCCAACGAAGACGCAAGCGCCUCCAUCAGCACACGGCGGGCUCACAGCCAAACGAGACCAGAUCAACACCACGACCGAGAAGCCGAAGACGUCUCGCGACAACAAGCGCCGUACCGUUCAAGUCGAAUACGUUGCCCCUCAAUCGCAGACCCAGCGCGGCGAAGCAUCCCCACCUGUUGUCUCUCCCGAUGCAACACCGAAAGCUGACCCUAUCGAGCGCAUGCCUGCCGAACCCACAAACACAACCACAGAUGGCUACCAGUCGUCCUCCAGUGCGAGACCUCCUCGCUCUUCUGGGGCAGCAGGUGCUCCUCCACAGGCUCGACCAGGCGGCCAGCCUCAAAGAUCAGUCUCCGACUACUCUGCUUUCGGUACUGCGCCCGCGGCAACGACACGGCCGUCGACAGGAGGUACCCUUGGCGGCUCGAGAAUGCCAUCGCGAGGCAACUCUUACGCGCAACCAGCAGCGGCUACAGUGGCCCCCACCAACGCCGAAGGUCGCUUCUCGCAACCCAAGGGCAAGAACUACUCUAUCUCUGCGCCAUACCCUCAACAGGAGCCUGUCGUCAUGGGUGAGCCAAGCAUUGGUCAACCAAGCACCCAGCGAGUGCAGUCAACUCAGAUUGGACCAACUGGCGGACACCCCAAGGGUGGCCACAAACGGUCAAACACUGUCACCGAGACUCUUGGUCGUAUGACAUCCAUGUUCGGCGGUCGUCAGAACUCGUACACACAGGAUCCCAAGGGAUCUUUCACUUCUCAGGACUCUUACGGCAGGCAAGAUGAAGAGAGGAAGCAGAAGAGGUACCCUCCUACCUCGAUGCCUGCGUCUAUGUCGAACGACAACCCAAUAGGAUCAUCAGGGCCAAGGCCUAGCACAGACUCGAGACGUCGUCCAUCGUUCAGCUUUUCACGCAAGAACACCGAUGAUGGGGGUCAGAAAUCCCGACGCUUCUCACUGCUUCCGUCCUCAUUCUCGAAGAACUUCGGCUCCCAGAGAGAAAGUAUGCCGGCUGACAGUUACGGCCAACGUCGCGGCUCCAAUGCUGGUCGAGCUCGCAACAACUCUCGAUCUGGCAUGGCGUUCGGUCGCGGCACAGAAUCCCGUUCUCCUAGUCAGAGCACCAUGGGAAGCAAUGCCGUGCCUGGCUUAUACGAUGGCCAGCAGGACAGCAACUCGCGCACCCGCCACCCUAACACCAGCACCCACUCCCACGGUGCGCCGGGUCCUUCCUCCGCACCGUCUCACCAGACGCAGUUCGACUACCCUAGCCAGGCGCCUAUCGGCGACGACAAGUUCCCCAACCCCCAGCAGCCACACCCUAGCCAAGCGCCCAACCGGCCGUACGGACGUCAUCCUAACGAUAGCCAGGCUAGCGAGCAGAUGACGCCAACGCAGUCUCACGGCUCACAGCCGCAGCGCGUGCAGUACCCGCAGGGCAUGGGCGGGGAGCAGGAACAGCGAGGUGGCAAGCUGCAGAAGCACAGGAAGUUCGAGGAUGCAUACGAGGGUUCGGGCGCAAACAAGGGCAGCUCGGGCAGCAGUAAGAAGGUUAUGGACUUCUUCCGCCAGAUGGGCAGGAGACGAGCGGGAAAGUGAGGGCAACAAUCUGACCGGAACCAACAUUCUUGAACAUAUUGUUCGACUCGACAGAUUUACAGCAUUGGCAGCGAACACCGCUUCGCGCUGUCAGCCACAACACACCAGGAGAAGCGGAAAGUACAGAUCGAAUUCGUUUUGUUCGCGUUUUUGCUUGCAUCGCUGGAUAGAGCAUCAGCGAAAGGGUUCGAUAAUAUUUGCAUUAGGUGGCGUUUCCAUUUCUGGUCAGGCGUU
Macroventuria anomochaeta is the source of this 3547-nucleotide messenger RNA. Its product is annotated as Pkinase-domain-containing protein. Gene Ontology annotation, molecular function: tau-protein kinase activity; ATP binding; protein serine/threonine kinase activity. Gene Ontology annotation, biological process: protein phosphorylation; intracellular signal transduction; microtubule cytoskeleton organization. The coding region runs from base 128 to 3313 and encodes 1061 amino acids. The record is from RefSeq and is a predicted model, not a curated record. The transcript is spliced from 3 exons. Gene Ontology annotation, cellular component: cytoplasm. NCBI's taxonomy places the organism in Eukaryota, Fungi, Ascomycota, Dothideomycetes, Pleosporales, Didymellaceae.